Messenger RNA from Lactuca sativa (garden lettuce), 1864 nucleotides. RefSeq names its product AMP-dependent synthetase and ligase family protein. Gene Ontology annotation, biological process: ubiquinone biosynthetic process. The record is from RefSeq and is a predicted model, not a curated record. Lineage: Eukaryota; Viridiplantae; Streptophyta; Magnoliopsida; Asterales; Asteraceae. Gene Ontology annotation, cellular component: peroxisome. Gene Ontology annotation, molecular function: CoA-ligase activity.
UACCUCACUUUCUUUAUUUUGAUUUUUCGAAUCUUCUUACACCCUCUUGUCCGCAUAAAUACUAAGAACCUCGGGCAUUUGCUUUUCCAUAAAACCUUUCUUCCAUUAUUCUUCAAGAUCCUGCAUACCUCAUCGCCAAUGGCGACCUUCUCCAAACCCCAAUUGAAUAACUCUCAUUCUUCAACGGAAAGCUCCAAUUUUGAAACGUCAGACAACCAACCCAUGUCGCACGACUGGUAUUCCGAAGACACCGGAGUAUACAACAGCAGACACCCACGAAUUAACCUCCCUUCAGACCCAUUUCUCGAUGUCGUUUCCUGCGUAUUCUCACACAAACACAACGGAAAAACUGCACUCAUUGAUGCAGCAUCCGGGGUUUCAAUUUCGUACGCAGAACUCCAACCGUUGGUGAAAUCAAUGGCUAAUGGACUUCACCAUCAGAUGGGUGUUUCAAAAGGUGAUGUCGUUUUGAUCCUUUUACCAAAUUCGAUCUACUAUCCCAUUGUUUUAUUGGGUGUUCUAUAUCUAGGAGCUGUCGUAAGUACCAUGAAUCCGUUCAGUAGUUUCUCUGAGAUAAAAAAACAAACACUUGGUUGUCAUGUCACUUUAGCCUUUACCUUUCCUGAUAAAGCCGACGAAUUAAACUCGAUAGGAAUCGAAUCUAUCCUAGUGCCUGAAACUGCAAAAUUCGAUUCAAACCAAAUUCGUUUUGCGCCUUUUUUCAAUCUAAUUUCAAGUGAUCACGAUUUGGUUCCACGUCGAACAGUUAAGCAAGAUGACACCGCUGCGAUUCUUUAUUCAUCAGGAACUACCGGCGCAAGUAAAGGCGUAGUUUUAACUCAUAGAAAUUUGAUUUCUGGGGUUGAGCUUUUUGUUCGAUUUGAAGCUUCCCAAUAUGCGUAUCCCCCUGAAGACAACGUGUAUUUAGCUGUUGUACCCAUGUUUCAUAUCUAUGGACUUACGCUUUUCACUAUGGGGAUUCUUUCAUUGGGUACGACGAUUGUUGUUAUGAGAAAGUUUAGUGUUGAUGAAAUGGUGAGGUCCAUUGAUAGAUAUGGAGUCACUCAUUUUCCCGGAGUGCCCCCAUUGGUGACUGCGUUGAGUAGGAUGGGAAAGGGUAGUUCUGGUAAAAGUAAAACCUUGAAGAGCUUAAAGCAGGUGUCUUGUGGAGCUGCUCCUUUGAGCACAAAAACCAUAGAGGAGUUUAUGCAAUAUUUUCCUCAAGUCGAUUUCAUUCAGGGUUAUGGCAUGAGUGAAUCGACUGCUGUGGGAACACGUGGAUUCAACACACGAGAUGUUCAUAAUUAUGCAUCGGCUGGACUUUUGGCUCCAAAUAUGGAAGCUAAAGUGGUGGAUUGGGUUACGGGUUUACAUCUGCCACCUGGAAAAACCGGUGAACUUUGGUUACGUGGGCCCGCCAUAAUGAAAGAAUACCUGAACAAUGUGGAGGCGACUUCUUUGACUAUUGAUAAGGAAGGUUGGCUACAUACAGGAGACAUUGUCUAUUUUGAUAAAGAUGGGUAUUUACAUAUUGUUGAUCGUUUGAAAGAGAUAAUAAAGUACAAAGGGUUUCAGAUUGCUCCUGCUGAUUUAGAGGAUGUUCUUGCAUCUCAUCCAGCCAUUCUUGAUGCUGCAGUAACAGGAGCUAGAGAUGAGGAAGCAGGAGAAGUUCCAGUUGCAUUUGUAGUGAGGAAGCCUGGAUUUGAAGUUACUGAAUCGAGCAUAAUUGAUUUUGUAGCAAAACAGGUGGCGCCAUACAAGAAGGUGAGAAAAGUUAUGUUCAUGAACGUGAUACCAAGGUCUGCAGCUGGAAAGAUACUAAGGAGGCAAUUGAAGGACAAGUUAUAUUCGAGAAUUUGAUGAA